Molecule: messenger RNA, 1019 nt
Organism: Zingiber officinale
Lineage: Eukaryota; Viridiplantae; Streptophyta; Magnoliopsida; Zingiberales; Zingiberaceae
Product: proteasome subunit beta type-6-like
Exons: 8
Coding region: 91-792 (233 amino acids)
Cellular component (GO): proteasome core complex
Molecular function (GO): threonine-type endopeptidase activity
Source: RefSeq, a predicted model, not a curated record
UAUAUUUAGCGAUCCCGACUCGAUCCGCAGGCGCUCGUUUCUAGGGUUUGAGUUUGCUUCUUCUCGUUUCGUCUCCAGUUCGUAGCCGCGAUGGAUUUCGACCUCAAUGCUCCCCAUUCAAUGGGAACGACGAUCAUCGGGGUAACCUACGACGGCGGCGUCGUCCUCGGCGCCGAUUCCAGGACGAGCACAGGGAUGUAUGUCGCAAAUCGGGCGUCGGACAAGAUCACCCAGCUGACAGACAACGUAUACAUUUGCCGUUCUGGAUCGGCUGCUGAUUCCCAGGUUAUCUCUGAUUAUGUCAGAUACUUCCUUCAUCAACACACAAUUCAACUUGGGCAACCUGCAACUGUCAAGGUGGCAGCUAAUUUAGUUAGAUUAUUGUCUUAUCAAAACAAGAAUAUGUUGCAAAUGGGUGUCAUUAUUGGUGGAUGGGACAAAUAUGAAGGAGGCCAAAUAUAUUCAGUGCCCCUUGGAGGGACUAUUUUGAAGCAGCCUUUUGCAAUUGGAGGAUCUGGCUCAAGUUACCUUUAUGGGUUUUUUGACCAAGCAUGGAAAGAGGGGAUGAGCAAAGAUGAAGCUGAGAAAUUAGUUGUGAAGGCUGUCUCUCUCGCUAUUGCACGGGACGGAGCAAGUGGAGGUGUUGUUCGGACAGUUAUAAUAAAUGCAGAUGGUGUCACAAAGAAUUUCUACUCCGGUGACUCACUUCCUCUCUGGCAUGAAGAGCUGGAGCCACAAAACUCCCUUCUCGACAUCCUCUCAUCCAGCAGCCCGGAGCCGAUGAACACUUGAUCACAUGAACGACUGAACUCCUUUCAUCUUUGAAUUCGUGUUUUAAACUGCAUGAAGUUUGUCCAGCUUUAUCGAAAACUUUAGUUUAAAAAUGUGUUUUUUGGGGGCUGGAUUUACAUUCGCCAUAGAACUUUUAUAAGAUAUAUUGUGUUUGCAUAUUAAAAUCCAGAAAUUAAUACUUGCAUUUUAUGUCAUUCUCUAUGAAAAUUAUUCCAAUUUGUUCUUAA